This is a messenger RNA of Centruroides sculpturatus (bark scorpion), 1250 nucleotides long. RefSeq lists its product as uncharacterized. The transcript has 5 exons. The record is from RefSeq and is a predicted model, not a curated record. Bases 1 to 1032 code for a protein of 343 amino acids. NCBI's taxonomy places the organism in Eukaryota, Metazoa, Arthropoda, Arachnida, Scorpiones, Buthidae.
AUGGCGAUCAGAUGGUAUCCUUAUCUCCUGGUUUUCUUUUUAACUUUAAUAAUCACAAUAAUAGCGGCACCCUCUUCUGAUACAACAAAAGAUGAUAAUGAUAAUAGUGUAUCGGAAUCUCCAGAUCAAAUAUCUUUCCUUCCAGCUGAGAGUGAAAGUAAAGAAACUGAAAAUGAACAGUCUUCCAAGGUUACACCAUCUCAGAAUACACCCGAAACUAGACGAUAUGAUUAUUUAGAUUAUGUGGAUGAUAAUAGCGAACAAAGAUACUCUGAUAAUGAAUAUGGAAUAGCACCCAAUCAACAAAAUGAAGGACAGGGUGACGUUAUGGAACCUUCUUUGUAUUCGAUGCAAGAAGUUGGAGAUUAUCCAGCAUACGAUUUUUCUAACGCUCUUUAUCGUCGUAAAAGAAAUCUUCGAAGUCGAGCUUUACCACUCCGUGAACGAAGUUUCCGAAGUAGUUUGAAAGAUCUGCUAUCUCGAAGAAAGAGAUUAUCUCGCAGAGCUUUAAGAUUAAAGAGGCAAACCAAUGUCGAUAACUUACUCGCACUUUUAGGACCUAUUUCAGAAAUGGAAAAUGGCGGAAGGUUUGAAGAUCUUGAUGAGGUUCCAUCCGGAUAUGGAAUUCUUCCGGUAGAUUUAACAGAACAACAAAAUUCAGAUUACGGUUACAACACUUACGCCGUUCCCGAAACACUGGAAGAUUACGAACCAUCGAGAUUGUUAAUGAAAGAUGAGGAAUUAGACCUGCCCGUAUAUAGACAACACGAUAAUGAUCAGUCUUGGAUGUACAGAAGACAACCCGUGUUUACAGUCGCCCGUCGAUCACCGUCAUACUUCUAUCCGGUUGAUUAUCGUUUUUUGGCAUUUCCAGGACAGAAAAAGAGAUCAAUUAAUCAAGGAAAAUGGGGAAAAGUUGUAGAAACACAAUCUAAUUACAAUCCAUCCGAUGAAUUGGCUAGACUCUACGCUUUGGCCAAUCUUUUAGCUGAAGCGGAAGAACCCGAAUAUCGUUAUCGGCGAUCAGCUUGAAUUGAAUUAUGUAACAUAUCCUAUCAUCUCAACUUAUAGUGUCUGCAGUUUACUUUAUUUGAAGAUGAUUUUCCCCUUAGACACUCUUCCAUGCAUUCAUCGAAUUAUUUGAAAAUAUUGUCAAAUGUAUGAUUCAAUUAAAGUGAAUUGUUUUACAUUGAUAUGAGGAAAUUUUUAAUUUGAAAAAAAAAAAUGUCUCAGGCAAUAUAUAUAUAUAU